Cryphonectria parasitica EP155 is the source of this 1867-nucleotide messenger RNA. Its product is annotated as asparaginyl-tRNA synthetase. Gene Ontology annotation, biological process: asparaginyl-tRNA aminoacylation. Gene Ontology annotation, cellular component: cytoplasm. Lineage: Eukaryota; Fungi; Ascomycota; Sordariomycetes; Diaporthales; Cryphonectriaceae. Gene Ontology annotation, molecular function: asparagine-tRNA ligase activity; ATP binding. The record is from RefSeq and is a predicted model, not a curated record. The transcript has 3 exons. Bases 1 to 1752 code for a protein of 583 amino acids.
AUGGCAGCCAUACAAGAACUCGCUGAGCGGGUCAAGCCCGAGGGCGACAAGUGUUACGUCGACGUCGACGCCGGCCUUGAUGACUCCUCAGUCGACGGAUCAGAGGCCAAACCCUACAAGUCUCUGGCCUAUGCCAUGAUCGCCAACAUCGAGCGCCCCUCGACCACCUACCUGACGCGUGCCUCCAAGACUGGCGAUGACCCGGCCGAGGCCCUGCUGUGGAAGGAACCCGCCAAGAGCGCCGUCAAGAAGGCCAACUCCGCCGUCGAUGCCCACAAGAAGAAGCAGGCCAAGAAGGCUGCCAGUGAUGCCAAAGAGGAGGAGGCCAAGAAGCAGCGCCUGGACAACCUCGAGGCGGCUAAGAAGAUCGUCAUCAAGCAGGACCCCAGCCUGCCUGAGGCCAAGAAGAUCCGCAUCGACGAUAAGACCAUAGAGCUUGGUGAGGGCGACAAGAAGGGUGCGAGGGUCAAGGUGUACGGCCGGAUCGACCAGCUGCGGCCACAAAAGCAGGCUACCUUUAUUGUCUUCACGGACGGCUAUGGCCUCUUGCAGUGCAUAAUACCAAGCGGACCCCUCACGCAGACCUAUGCCGCCCUUACCUUUGCCAGAAGCACCUCGCUCGUCCUGUACGGCGAGAUGAAGAAGGCGCCGCCCUCUGCGAAGACACCUGACAACCGCGAACUGCAUGUCGACUACUACGAGGUUCUCGGCACCGCGCCCUCGGACAUGGAUGCCAUUACCAACAAGGUAUCUCACACACAGGAUCCAUGGGAGGCGGACAUGCUUGACAACAGGCACUUGGUCCUGCGGGGAGAGAAGGCUUCCUCUGUCAUGAAGAUCCGGUCCGAGGUCGACUAUGCGUUCCGGCAUCUGUACAAGCAGAUGAAGAUCCGCCAGGUGUCCCCGCCUGCGCUGGUGCAGACGCAGGUCGAGGGUGGCUCUACGCUGUUCGGUUUUAACUACUAUGGAGAGGACUCAUACCUCACGCAGUCCUCGCAGCUGUACCUCGAGACGGUACUGCCGUCCAUGGGCAACGUAUACUGCAUUGAGAAGUCGUUCCGUGCCGAGAAGAGUCUGACGCGGCGCCACCUUUCCGAGUAUACGCACAUCGAGGCCGAGCUGGACUUCAUCACCUUUGAGGACCUGCUCAACCACCUCGAGGAGAUGAUCUGCGGUGUGGUGGACAUGGUCUUGUCGGAUUCUGAGAUCGCCGAGUACAUCAAGCAGGUCAACCCUGACUUCCAGAAGCCCAGCCGUCCAUUCUUGCGGAUGAAGUACACUGAUGCGAUUGACUGGCUCAACGCACAGGAUCCCCCCAUCCUCAACGAAGAGGGCAAGCCUCACGUCUUUGGUGAUGACAUCGCCGAGGCAGCCGAGCGCAAGAUGACGGAUGCAAUCAACAAGCCCAUCUUCCUGACGCACUUCCCUGUGGAGAUCAAGGCCUUCUACAUGAAGAAGGACUCAUCCGAUCUCCGCGUGACGGAGAGUGUGGACGUGUUGAUGCCCGGCGUGGGCGAGAUUGUGGGCGGCUCGAUGCGUAUGGAGGGAUACGAGGAGCUGGUGCAGGCAUUUAACAAGCACAGCAUCGACCCCACGCCUUAUUAUUGGUACCUGGACCAGAGAAAGUACGGCACGAGCCCGCACGGUGGUUACGGUCUGGGUCUGGAGCGUUUCUUGGCUUGGCUGGCUAACCAGCACACGGUCCGAACGUGCUGCAUGUAUCCUCGAUUCAUGGGUCGUUGCAAGCCUUGAGCGCAUGCCUUUGUCUUUCUUUUGGGAGCUGCACGUCCUUCAUCUCUCUACGUUUUGAACAAGGGAGCAGGGCUGGUCGCAGCUAGCAUGAGAGAACCUGAUCGAUUCGUAACAG